AUCCCCUGCUGUUUGUAGGAAGUGUAUAUUUUUCCAGCUGCAGUCCCACAUGAUCCGGAUGCGGAAGGUGCAAUGAGUUCAGACGUGGUCCUGCUCCUGGAAGCCGCUGAUUUUGCAGCAAAAAAGCACAAAAAUCAGCGGCGCAAAGACCCGGAGGGGACCCCGUACAUCAACCACCCACUGGGUGUUGCCCGAAUUUUGGCCCAUGAAGCUGGAAUUACAGAUGUGGUUGUCUUACAGGCCGCACUUCUGCACGACACUGUUGAAGAUACAAACACUACAUUUACAGAGAUCGAGGAACGGUUUGGAGAGAAGGUGCGGAGUAUUGUUACUGAAGUGACAGAUGAUAAAUCUCUUCCAAAGGAGAAACGGAAGGAGUUACAGAUCCAACAUGCCCCUCACUGCAGUUACGAAGCUAAACUAGUGAAACUGGCAGAUAAACUGUACAACUUGAGGGAUCUCAAAAGCUGCACUCCAGCAGGAUGGACGGAGCAACGCGUUGAACAGUAUUUCAUCUGGGCUUCCCAAGUCAUUGCUGGACUUCGAGGAACAAAUCAGACCCUUGAAAAGAGCCUGGAUGCACUUUUCAAAGAAAGAAAUAUUCUUACUGGAUAAUGAGAUUCUGUUUGAAAGAGAUUAGAUUUUGAGAUGGAAGAUCGAGCAGUACUUUACCAUUGGGUCUAUCAGUGUGAAAUGAAGUUAUAAAUGACAAGGUAACAAUCUCUAAAUUUAAAUAUUCAAGAAUGUACUUUAUGAUCAGAUUGAAUUUCUGACAUUUUAGUUGGAAUGAAUAUAUUUUUGCUGCUCAUUUACCUUGUUUCUGUGAAU
Molecule: messenger RNA, 828 nt
Organism: Hemiscyllium ocellatum (epaulette shark)
Lineage: Eukaryota; Metazoa; Chordata; Chondrichthyes; Orectolobiformes; Hemiscylliidae
Gene: hddc3
Product: HD domain containing 3
Exons: 4
Coding region: 73-615 (180 amino acids)
Molecular function (GO): guanosine-3',5'-bis(diphosphate) 3'-diphosphatase activity
Source: RefSeq, a predicted model, not a curated record